GCCAGUCGCACGCUAACAUGAUGGUGCGGUGGCAGGCGGUGUUCGUGGCGCUGGCCACAGCGACCGGUCUGGUCGCGUCGCAGGGCUACUACGGGAAGAAGCUGGGCUCGCUGAGCACCUUGGAGCAUGGCGUCAGCGGCGAGGUGUACGCCGUCGACUCGCGCACGAUCCACAUCAGGAACAUGAAGUACGACGGCCAGGGGCCAGACGCCUUCUUCUACGUUGGUAGCGGGUCGAAACCGUCGGGGCAAGGCUUCAUAGUUCCGGAUGAAAAUGGCAGCGUGGAGCCGCUGGGAGCGUACCGCAACAAGCACGUGACGCUGACGCUGCCCAGUGGGGUGACACUGGACAAGGUCCAGUGGGUGUCCGUCUGGUGCCGCGCCUUCGCGGUGGACUUCGGCAACCUGGUGCUGCCGCGGCCGGUGUCCGACUACCCGCGCCCGCAGCGCGUCGGCCGCCUCAAGACCCUCGAGCACGACGUGUCGUCGGGCGACAUCGUCGUCGUCGACGCGCAGACGCUGCUCGUGCCCGACUUCUCGUACGACGGCUCGGCGCCAGACGCUCACUUCUGGGUGGGCAAGGGCCCCAAGCCUUCACCAGACGGCACAGCCGUGGCCGACGAGAACGGCUCGAAGCAGCCGCUGCGCCGCUACGACCGCAAGACGGUGGUCAUCACGCUGCCCGGCGACCUGACCGUGUUCGACAUCGACUACCUCAGCAUCUGGUGCGAGGACUUCUUCGCCGACUUCGGCCACGUCAGGAUCAACAAGGCCUCACUGAACGUGCCGCCCAGCCUGAAGAUGCUCGGAGUCCGGCCUCAGACGAAGCUGAACUGCGAGGUGCUCGACUCUGACUCCUCCCUGGAGGUGCGCUGGGCAGUGGCCGGCGAAUCCAUCGUCAUGCAGCUCGUCAGCAACAUAGAGGACGGCCAGUACAUGUCGUUCGGCCUGAGCGGCGACAGCGCGCGCAGCAAGAUGCUGGGCGCUGACGUGGUGGUCACCUGGCUGAACCGGGCCACGGGGCAGGGGUACGCCCACGACUACCACCUGGAGGCGCGCGCGCAGUGCGCCGGCGGCAGGGGCUCCUGUCCAGACGCCAAGACCAGGGGCGGCAAGAACGACGUGCGCCUGCUGAACUCAGCGCUCAUCAACGGGUUCUCGAUGCUGACCUUCCAGCGACCGCUGGCCGGCGGCGACGCCAACGACCUCGCCAUCUUCACCAACGGCUCGCAGCAGGUGAUCUGGGCCAUCGGGCCCGUCAACUCGGCCGGCGAGACCAGCUACCACAGCAAGCGCACGCAGGGCGACCUGUUCGUCGACUUCGGCCGCACGCCGAUCUGGAACUGCGCCGUGGCCGGCAGCGGCUCGGCCGCCGCCUCUUCGUCCCGUGCGGGCAGCCGACCGGCGACGACGCCGGCUCCCGCCAAGCCCUGGAAGAUCCCGUCGAUCAAGUGCGACGAGCCCGAGGACCGCGUGUACUACGCGCAGAUCGGACCGACCGGCGGCGCGCGCGGCUACAACGCCAUCACGGGCCGCGUCGGCUGGGGCCUCGCCUGGUACAUCAACGGCCUGCUCAUCCCCGAGAUCAACGUGGUGCGCGGCAAGACGUACACGUUCGUGGUGGAGGGCGGCCUCGACCCGGAUCGCUCAGCCAAGUUCCAUCCGUUCUACAUCACUGACGACGCCGAGGGUGGCUACGAGUUCAAAAGCCAGGCGGAGCGCGCGAACGUGCGCGUGUUCGCCGGCGUGUCUCUGGACCGGAAUGGCAAGGCCCAGCCGACGGCCACCGGCCGUCUCUGCUCCUGGAAGGAGAACCCCAGCGAGCCGGCCGACGCGCACGGCUCGUUCGGCGCCUACCAGCGCACGCUGCAGCUGGUGUGUGAGGAGGGCCAGCCGGGAAUCCUGCAGUGGACGCCCGACCAGAACACGCCAGACACCGUCUACUACCAGUGUUUCACCCACCGAUACUUGGGCUGGAAGAUCAACGUCGUCGAUUCCUGCCAGUCUGGAGGCGCAAAGCGGGGCUCGACAAGAAAUUCUGGAAGACGUGUGGAGCCGAAUGCGGGACGCCGCAGCAGGCUCCGCGGCCGUCGAGGCUAGGCAACAGCGGCACCUUCACGCAGAUGCGCGAUGAGUCGGCGAAGAUCCGAACGCCGCUCUGAUAGCGGGCAACCAAGGACAGCGCGUGUCUCGUGUUGCUACCAGCGCCGCAGGCGUGCGGCGGCCGCUCCGCGCAGCUGCGGUUCUCGCCGACGUCGAUAGCUGGUGACACCAGAGCUGGCCGUCGUCGCGUGUGUGUGUAUGUGUCGUGUGGAUGUGAGUAGACUGCAACAGCGCAAAGCGCCGGAAAUGACCAGCCAACGAGCGGAUUCGGCACGGGAGACUGGACGAACUCUGAGCACGGGAGACUGGACGAACUGCGGAGCACGGGAACGACUAACGAACGAGACGGAGCGGUGUGAACCGCUUGCAUUUCUGGAAUGUUUUCUUCCGUGCGACAUUGUGAACGACAGGCAUUCAUUGUUCUCUGGGCGCUGCAGACUAGGCUGCCUGCACAGGCUUGGAUCUGAGCAUGCGUAGUGCCACAUGACGACGCACAGCAUGUCCGUACUGUAUGAACUGCAGGAGACUUCUUGCUGACAUCCGGCUCGAGACGAAAUCGUUACACGUUUCCGGGGUGUGAGUGCGCGGGAGCUCUUCGUGAAAACCGGCGAGCCUGUGCGAGAUGCCCCUGUGAUCAGAUAAAUUAUUGUAUUUAAGAACGCACUCUACGGAAAUUAUCGUACAUUUCGCACAUUAUGUGAGGCAAACUGCCUCCUAGAUAUUUAGCGCGAUGUUAGAGGACGCAUGACGCGGUAUCCUCACAUAGCGGAGUCGUUACAGCUGUACGCGUUUCCUGAUGGCAUGUGCAAAACUAUGACCUCUAUGACCUUAAUGGCGCCGACAUUAAACGCUAUUUGGCAUGGUUCGCAGUCUGUGUUUAUGUGAAGUUUGCUGUUUUUGCAAACUUUUGUUGGAGUUCCAUCGGUCAAAAUGUAUCAACCCAAUAAACAAUACACAUGAAAUCGA
Messenger RNA from Pollicipes pollicipes, 3068 nucleotides. RefSeq names its product protein Skeletor, isoforms B/C-like. NCBI's taxonomy places the organism in Eukaryota, Metazoa, Arthropoda, Thecostraca, Pollicipedomorpha, Pollicipedidae. The record is from RefSeq and is a predicted model, not a curated record.